Sarcophilus harrisii (Tasmanian devil) is the source of this 7712-nucleotide messenger RNA. RefSeq names its product protocadherin related 15 (gene PCDH15). The record is from RefSeq and is a predicted model, not a curated record. Gene Ontology annotation, biological process: sensory perception of sound; inner ear development; homophilic cell-cell adhesion. Gene Ontology annotation, molecular function: calcium ion binding. Bases 1011 to 6050 code for a protein of 1679 amino acids. Lineage: Eukaryota; Metazoa; Chordata; Mammalia; Dasyuromorphia; Dasyuridae. The transcript has 37 exons. Gene Ontology annotation, cellular component: desmosome; stereocilium; plasma membrane.
CCUCCCUAUCUUUCCAGCUCCUGACUGUUGCGCAGUGAGUGGAUAGCGCGGCCGGCCGGAGGGAGCCGCUGGUGCUGGAGAUUGGAGCGCUUAGGUGGAGGACGAGGGGGAGGAGGAGGAGGAGCAGCAGGGCGAGGACCAGGAGGAGCAGGAGCAGGAGGAGGAGAAGGCGGAGGCGGAGGAGGAGGAAGAGGAGGAGGAGGAGGAGAAGAAGACGAAGAAGCAGCAACUCUCGAGUGCCCACGGUGACCCUUGGCGUGGGAACUGGAGCAGCUGGGGCAAGCGCUCAGGAGUCGGGCUCACAGCCUGGAGGAGCCCCCUGACGUGGCCCAGGGCGCCAGGAACUGCUUUGGAGGACCUUCCUCGGAGGGAGCUGCCUAGUGUGUGCGUGCGUGUGUGUGUGUGUGUGUGUGUGUGUGUGUGUAUGUGUGUGUAUAUCUGUGCAAGGCUGUCCGGGGGUUUCUGUCCGAAGCUUGGAGCCCGCUUUUCCUCUGGGUACCAGCGGCCAGCCGAGAGCCUGGCACCGAGCGGACUGCUUGUCUGCCUGCGGGACCCGGGGCUCCCGUCCUUCCCAGACUCCCGGGCUGAGAGCUGCGGGGAGCCCAACCUCGGAGGAAGGUGGCAGAGGCAGCGGGGGAGGCGGCAGGAGCGGCUGUAGAGGCAGCAAGGACAGAGGCAGCAGCGGGCAGAGGUGGACAGCGGCAUCGACGGCUGCUCUAGGGGAUGAAAGGAAGAAAUAGCUGCAGUAUCAAAGAUUCCCAUUCCUGUUUGGAGUCAAUAAGGAUUUUGUUUGGGAUAUAUUGAGUUUAAUUUGAUAAUGAAGAAAGAAACAAGAAAACUCUUUGCCAUGAAGAUGGGGACAUAAUUCAAAGGACUGACUGAAGAGCUUGCCAGCCCAGGAAUUGAUGGAGGGACUGGACAAUAAGGAUUCACAAUUAAAUCAACACUGAAAACUAUGAUCAAAAACUGAAGGGAAACAAAGGCCCAUCUUGAGUGAAAUCUGACAGAAGAUGUUACAGCAGUUUUCUCUCAGGAAAUGGUUACCUUUAGGGAUUAUCCUUGGCACUGUCUUCUCAUUUGGCGCUGGCCAGCAUGAGGAUGAUUGUAAGCUGGCCCGGGGAGGUCCACCUGCAACAAUAGUAGCCAUCGAUGAAGAAAGUAAAAAUGGUACAAUCAUCGUGGACAACAUGCUCAUCAAAGGGACAGCUGGGGGCCCCAAUCCUACCAUUGAACUUUCGUUAAAGGACAAUACGGAUUACUGGGUGAUGUUGGAUCCAGUCAAACAGAUGCUCUUCCUAAACAGCACCGGCAGAGUCCUGGACAGAGAUCCACCAAUGAAUAUCCAUUCCAUUGUGGUGAAAGUCCAGUGUGUCAACAAAAAAGUGGGGACCGUUAUUUACCAUGAAGUUCGAAUUGUGGUGAGAGACAGAAAUGACAACUCUCCUACUUUCAAGCAUGAGAGCUACUAUGCCACCGUGAACGAGCUGACACCAGUGGGAACCACCAUAUUCACAGGGUUUUCUGGAGAUAAUGGAGCCACAGACAUAGACGAUGGUCCCAAUGGACAGAUUGAAUAUGUCAUCCAGUACAACCCAGAUGAUCCGACCUCCAACGAUACCUUUGAGAUUCCUCUCACGUUAACUGGAACUGUUGUAUUGAGGAAGAGACUUAAUUAUGAAGAUAAGACCCGUUAUUAUGUCAUCGUUCAAGCUAACGACCGAGCUCAAAACCUUAACGAACGGAGAACAAGUACUACCACGCUCACAAUAGAUGUCCUUGAUGGAGAUGAUCUGGGGCCAAUGUUUCUUCCUUGUGUCCUAGUGCCCAAUACUCGAGACUGUCGCCCUCUCACCUACCAAGCAGCCAUCCCAGAACUGAGAACACCGGAAGAACUGAACCCCAUCAUUGUUACUCCCCCAAUCCAAGCCAUUGAUCAGGACCGGGACAUCCAGCCACCUUCUGAUCGACCUGGGAUCCUCUAUUCCAUCCUUGUGGGGACUCCUGAAGAUUAUCCUCAAUAUUUCCAUAUGCAUCCAAGGACUGCAGAGCUCAGCCUCCUGCAGCCUGUAAACAGGGAUUUCUACCAGAAAUUUGAUUUGGUGAUUAAGGCAGAACAAGAUAAUGGUCAUCCUCUCCCUGCAUUUGCUAGCCUUCAUAUUGAAAUCCUGGAUGAAAACAACCAGAGCCCUUACUUCACAAUGCCAAGUUAUCAAGGCUAUAUCCUGGAGUCUGCCCCUGUUGGUGCAACUAUCUCGGACAAUCUCAAUUUGACCACUCCUCUCAGAAUCGUUGUCUUGGACAAAGAUGUAGAGGAUACAAAAGACCCCGAGGUCCAUCUUUUUCUGAAUGACUACACCUCAGUCUUCACUGUGACUCCAUCUGGUAUAACACGCUACCUCACCUUGCUUCAGCCAGUGGACAGGGAAGAACAGCAGUACUACACCUUCUCGAUAACUGCAUUUGAUGGUGUCCAAGAAAGCAGCCCUGUUACAGUCAACAUCAAGGUGAUUGAUGCCAAUGAUAACACUCCAACCUUCCCUGCCAUCUCCUACAAUGUCUAUGUUUACACAGACAUGAGCCCUGGGGACAGCGUCAUACAGCUCACUGCUGUAGAUGCAGACGAAGGACCGAAUGGAGAGAUCUCAUACCAGAUCCUCGUUGGAGAUCAAGGAGACUUCGUCAUUAAUAAGACCACAGGUCUUAUUACUAUCGCACCAGGAGUAGAAUUAACAGUGGGCCGGACCUAUGCCCUUACCGUACAAGCAGCUGACAAUGCCCCCCCUGCAGAGAGAAGGGAUUCGAUUUGCACUGUCUAUAUUGAAGUACUUCCACCAAACAACCAGAGUCCUCCCCGCUUCCCACAGCUGAUGUACAGCCUUGAAGUCAGUGAAGCCAUGAGGAUUGGGGCGGUUUUAUUGAAUCUCCAGGCAACUGAUCGAGAGCAUGAUCCAAUAACAUAUGCUAUCGAAAAUGGAGAUCCUCAACGAGUUUUCAACCUUUCAGAAACUACUGGAAUUCUUACCUUGGGAAAAGCAUUGGACAGAGAAAGCACAGACCGCUACAUUUUGAUAGUUACUGCUUCUGACGGCAGACCAGAUGGGACUUCAACAGCCACUGUGAACAUUGUGGUGACAGAUGUAAAUGACAAUGCUCCUACUUUUGAUCCAUACCUGCCAAGAAAUUUAUCUGUGGUUGAAGAAGAAGCCAAUGCUUUUGUUGGACAAGUCAGGGCCACAGAUCCAGAUGCUGGCAUAAAUGGUCAAGUACACUAUAGUCUGGGAAAUUUCAACAAUCUUUUUUGGAUCACUUCAAAUGGAACUAUUUACACAAGAGUUAAACUUAACCGAGAAGUAAGAGACUACUAUGAACUCGUUGUGAUCGCAACAGACGGAGCUGUGCAUCCCCGGCAUUCGACCUUGACCCUGGCAAUAAGGGUUCUGGAUAUUGAUGACAAUAGUCCUGUUUUCACAAACUCUACCUACACAGUUGUUGUUGAAGAGAAUCUGCCAGCAGGAGCCAUCUUCCUCCAAAUAGAAGCAACCGAUGUUGACCUUGGUGCCAAUGUUUCCUACCGGAUUCGAAGCCCGGAAGUAAAACAUUUAUUUGCUCUUCACCCUUUCACCGGAGAACUGUCCCUUUUGAAGAGUUUGGAUUAUGAGUCCUUUCCAGAGAACGAAGCCUAUAUCACUUUUCUGGUGGAGGCUUUUGAUAUAGGAGGAACCAUGCCCCCAGGCAUUGCCACUGUCACAGUGAUCGUUAAGGAUAUGAACGAUUAUCCUCCCGUGUUUUCCAAACGCCUUUACAAAGGGAUGGUUGCUCCAGAUGCAGUCAAGGGCACACUGAUCACUACUGUUUUUGCUGAAGAUGCGGAUCCUCCAGGGUUACCAGCAAGCCAUGUGCGGUACCGAGUGGAAGACAAACAAUAUCCUUACCCAGCAAGCAUAUUUGACAUAGAAGAAUAUUCAGGACGUGUUAUCACUCGAGUGAAUCUCAAUGAAGAACCCAGUACAAUAUUUAAGCUGGAGGUUGUUGCUUUUGAUGAUGGGGAACCUGUGAUGUCUGGAAGUGCCACAGUGAAAAUCCUCGUCUUACAUCCUGGAGAAAUCCCACGCUUCACACAAGAAGAAUAUAGACCACCUCCAGUAAGCGAACUUGCACCGAUAGGGACUCCAGUUGGUGUUAUCAAUGCAGCGGCCAUCAAUCAGAGUAUCGUAUACUCUAUUGUUUCAGGAAAUGAAGAUGAUCAUUUUGGUAUUAAUAAUGUCACGGGUGUGAUCUACGUCAAGUCACUUCUUGACUAUGAAACAAAGACGAGCUAUGUGCUCCGAGUCCAAGCCGAUUCCUUGGAAGUGGUUCUGGCCAACCUGCGAGUCCCUUCUAAAAGCAAUUCAGCCAAAGUGUACAUUGAAGUUCAGGAUGAGAAUGAUCAUGCUCCGGUCUUUCAGAAAAGGUUAUACAUUGGAGGAGUGUCUGAAGAAGCACUGAUGUUUUCAUCUGUUCUCAGAGUGAAGGCAACUGAUAAAGACACUGGUAAUUAUAGCGCCGUGGCAUACAGACUUAUCAUACCUCCAAUUAAAGAGGGAAAGGAAGGAUUUGUUGUGGAAACAUAUACAGGUCUAAUAAAAACUGCCAUGCUCUUCAAAAACAUGAGAAGGUCCUACUUCAAGUUCCAGGUCGUUGCAACAGAUGAUUAUGGAAAGGGGUUAAGUGGCAAAGCCAAUGUUCUGGUGUCUGUGGUCAAUCAGCUGGACAUGCAAGUCAUUGUCUCCAAUGUGCCUCCAACGCUCGUGGAGCAGAACAUCGAUGAACUGACAGAGAUUUUGGAUCGCUAUGUGCAAGAACAGAUUCCUGGUGCCAAAGUUGUGGUGGAAUCCAUUGGAGCCCGAAGGUUUGGAGAAGCUUAUUCUCAAGAAGACUAUACAAAGUCUGACCUGGUUGUCUAUGCAAUUGACCCCCAGACCAACAGAGCAAUCAGCAGGAAUGAACUUUUUAAGUUCCUAGAUGGGAAACUGCUGGAUAUUAAUAAAGACUUUCAGCCAUAUUAUGGUGAAGGAGGACGAAUUUUGGAAAUCCGCACCCCAGAUGCAGUGGCGUUGGUUAAGAAACAUGGACAGUCUUUUGGCUAUACUGAAGGGGCACUGCUUGCGUUAGCCAUGAUUAUCAUCCUCUGCUGUAUUCCUGCCAUCUUGGUCGUGUUGGUCAGCUACAGACAAUUCAAAGUACGACAAGAAGAAUGCACCAAGACAGCUAAGAUGCAGGCCUUGGCGGCACCCAAGCCAGCAGCCCCAGCACCACCAGCACCAGCAGCAGCAGCAGCGCCUCCCCCCCCACCACCACCACCUCCCCCAGGGGGUCCCCAUCUCUACGAGGAGUUGGGUGGAAGUGCAAUGUAUGAAAUGCCCCAGUAUGGAAGUCGUCGCCGGUUGCUGCCACCUGCUGGUGAGGAGUAUGGUGAAGUGGCAGGAGAAGCUGAGGAAGACUAUUAUCCGGAGGAGGAGUGGGCCAGGAAAAAAAUGAUCCAGUUGGCUGUUGACCGAGAAUAUGAAACCAGCUCCACUGGAGAAGACAGUGCCCCUGAGUGCCAGAGGACCUGCCUCCACAAUCCCCAAGUUCACAACAAUAUCAACGGCAACAUCUACAUUGCUCAGAAUGGGUCGGUGGUGAGGACCCGCCGGGCUUGUCUCACCAAUAAUUUGAAAGUCCCUUCCCCUGUCAAGAUGGGGAAGCAUUUUAAGAAGCUUGACAAGUUAGCAGUGACACAUGAGGAAAGUGUCCCACUGAACACAUUAUCCAAGGGGGCAUUUUCCAGUGAGAAACUGAACACUAGACCACCUCUCGUUUCCUUUGCCCCUGGCCCAAUGGGGGCAGACAGUUCUGCGGGAAAACUUGGGGGUGGCAGGAUCAAAAGCACAGCAGAACAGGAGUCCAGGAUUGACAGUCAAGACAUGAAGGGGGUCUUGGAAUUCUCAAGUGAUCAUACCCAGUCAGAUGAUGAGGAGCUCUGGAUGGGUCCCUGGAAUAACCUCCACAUACCAAUGACGAAACUGUGACCAAUUUUUAGAUUUUAUUUUUAUUUUUACUUGAGUUUGUAAUAAACAAGGCUUUUUAUUGUCACCAAGAAUACAACACAUUGGGAUUUGUACUGUACACAGGAGUUGUAACUUUGGAAAAACUGCUUUAAACAAGAAGGAAGGAAGGAUUUGCACUUGGAUUUCUAUCAACUGUUCUUCCCAGUGAUUCUUUUUGAAAGGCACUCAACUCACUAAAAAGGGGGAAAAACAAAGAGUGAAAGAAAUACGUCAUUAAACAUUCAGCAGUUUUAUUUUAUAUUGAUUUAUUGUUUUAAUAAACAGAAAAUAACAUACUAAAUGAUCACCUACAUUUUGUUGGCUUUCCAUGAAAUAUGCUGUAUGUCUAACACCUUGCUGCAUUUUUAGCAUCGAUACCAUCCAAAAGAGAAGGGAAAAUUUAUAUUGGAAGAUUUAUAUUGGUAACCAGUUUAUACAACGGAUGUCUAUAAAGCCUUGAAUUUUUUAUGAAAGUUGAACUUGUAGAUUUUAUGAUUGUGAUAACAGAUGGGGAAUCUUCUGUAAUCUAUUCUGAAUGUUGAUUGAGAAAUGCCUCUAUUUUCCUUCUUCCCUUUGUAGUCAUCUCCAGCAUUGUCAUUUUCCCCUAAACUCCCUAAACAUUAUGCUAGAUAGCACACUCUUGUUAGCAACACCAUCUACAUUUUACCAAGAUUUUUUUUCUGCUCCUCAUAAAUAAAGUAUGGGUGAUUUAGAAUGGAACAAAAUUAGGAAAUCAGCCUUGAGUGUGACAUAAAUCUAAAAUAUUCCAACACGCAUACUGGGAGGUGAAGGAUCAAAUAGGCAACAACAAUCUUAAGUUACCAGUUUCAAAAUUAAUACACAAUAUGGACAAAUAAAUCACUGAGCUCUGAAUAAAUCAUGAACCAAACAACACAAUAAAAUCUCUUAAAAUGGUCCAGAAAUACAAUAACUGGAAAACUAUGUUCAGUUUCUGUUUGUACCUCAACUCUCUAUCCCUUACCUAUUUAUGUGCAGCCCAUUCUAGUACAGUUACACAACUAAAGUACAGAAGCAGAAAAAUUGUCUUCCAUAGAAAAGAACAUAUACUUUGUUCAGAUUAUUUCCCCAUUAAACCGAGCACUUAAAUUGGAACCAAAAACCAAUCUCUCAUUACAGACAUAAUUUGUCUUCUUUAUUCUACACUGAUAUCUGUAAUAAAAUUUAAGGUUUUUUUGUAACAAAAGAGAAAUCUGGAGACUGUUGAAUGUUGUUUCAUUUGACUGAUUAUGAUUCUUCUUUGAAAAGGCAUAUAGAUAAACAUUACAUCUUUCCACUCCCAAUUUUGCCCAGUACUGAGAAAGCACUAGCAGGUUGUAAAGGGUUUUCUAACAAAACACUUUUAGAGAAUUUUGAUGGUACUUGUGGCUAGCUCCUUGAUGUAAAAACAUCAACACAAAUUCAUUAAAAUUUACAGAGAUGUAUCUAGGUGGAAAAUUUCAAAUCAGGGUCUGUGUUAGGGUAAAGACAUGAUCCCCAUCUACAUAAAAAUAAGAAAGUCACAACAGAUUCUCCUAUACACUAAAAAUAGUUGACCUCAUCCCCAUCCCCCCAACUCCAAUCAGAGUGUUGUUAUGGUUGUUGUCAUUUGUUCUCAAAGAAGACCAAAAUCUUCAUGCUGGAGUC